AUGAAUGGAAAUCAUUUAACGAUACAAGAAGCUUGGUCGGAAAUAAUUAAAAUGUCGCAGAAUAAAAAUCCAAUUGCAUUUACGCUUGAUCAGUUCAAUAUUGGGCCUACUGUCGAGCGUAAUUGCUUUGGAACUGUUGUGGACGUCACAACAGUAAAAAAUGGAGAGUCAUUAAGCCUUGCUUUUAUUUUAAAUCUUUUUAUUGAUAGAAAAAAUAUUGCAGAUCCAAAUAAAUUCGCAGAAAAAAUACAACAACUAACACAGCUAAGUCAUCCUGCACUGAUUAAAGUGAUUGGUAUUGUUUUUCCAGGCGAAAAAAAUCGACUUCAUCAUGCAAUUGUUAGGGAAAAUAACUAUAUUUGUGAUCUCAGUAGCAUAUUUGAAAAGGACUUUAUCCAUUUUAAGGAAGUAGAAUGGGAUAACACUCGAAAAUCAAUUACAAUCAUCGGAUUAGCGGCAGCAUUACGAUAUUUGCAUGAAAAAGGACUAUAUCAUCUAUUUUUAGUACCAUGGCAUAUUCUUUUUGACUCCAAAUUCGAACCAAUUCUUGAUGGAUUUUAUCUUUCAAGUUCUGUCGCACAUAAUCAGCUUUAUCCUGAAACAACAGGUUACGAUUCAUAUAUACCUAAAGAAGAUAUCUCAGAAAAGUUCGAUGUUUACUCAUUUGGAGCGAUAGUUUUCGAAAUUUUAGUUGGACACACGUACAAGGCAAAAUCCUUUCCAGCGAACUUCCCCAAUAAAUGGGCCAUACUUAUUGUCAAGUGUUUACAGAAAAAUCCAGCGGAGAGACCUACAAUUGAUCAAAUUUGCAGAGAAAUCAACGCUGGAGUAUUCAUUGAUGGCGAUAUCAAGGCAAUAGCAGACUACAAGCAGCGUGUGAACCUUGUUUCCCUUGAAAAUCCACCUCCUUCUCCUAAGAUUGAAGAAAAAAUCGACACAAACGAUGCAAAAGAGCUUUACAAGCUAGCAAUGCAACUAGACCAGUCUCCAACAGAUAAUCCGGCCAAACGCGAUAAGAAAUGCACACUUUUACUGCUAAAAGCCGGUCAAUUAGGUUCAACAGACGCUCAGUUCGCAAUUGCAGCCAGAUUUCUUGAAGGUAAAGGCGUGCAGCGUAAUCCCCACCACGCGGAGAGGUUCUUUACUCUUGCGGCCGAAGGAGGAAAUACGAUGGCCAUGAGCGCUUUGGCUAGGAUCAGAGCUGCAGCGGGAAGAAGUCAAGAGUGCAUAGAUUUGUUAACAAUGGCAGGAGAAAAAGAUAUGGAAGCGCGUGUAGAUUUGGCGGAAUAUUUAAUGAUUAGCGACCCACAAAGGGCCAUUGAGCUCCUAAAGUCAUCGGAGACACCUAGAGCCAAACUAAUACUCGCAAAGAUGGCUUACAACGAUAUAUUAGGAGGACACGAGGAUGGAUUAGCGAUGUUGAAGAUAUGUGCUGACGAUGGAUUAUCGGAUGCACAGUACGAGUAUGCUCUAGCAUUGGCUGACUCAAGGAGAUUCACAGAAGCAAGCCAAUACUUAAGAUUGGCUGCAAAUGCAGGUCAUGCCGGUGCAGUCUAUCAUCUGGCCAAAUUGGAAGGAAAUAAUCGUAAUGUUUUGGAAGCAGCGGAGAUGGGAUGUGUAGAGGCGAUGCUCGAUGCCGCUGAGAUGUCCAAAUCAAUUGAAGAGCGAUCGAGGUAUUUAAGAGGAGCUGCUCUGAGGGGAUCACCGAUCGCUAAGUAUAAACUCGGAAAAAUGAUGUUUGACGGAGUAAUGACUAGGAAUAUGAAAGAUGGAGUUUCAUUAAUGAAAGCAGCAGCUGAUUCAGGACUUAUUGAAGCUGCCAAAGACGUAGCUAAUGCAUAUAGAUAUGGUAUUGGCGUUCCUCAGAAUAUCGAGAUCGCGGAAGCAUACGAAAAGAUGUGCCAACCACAAACUACAGCAACUGAAGCUUCUCAGUAA
This is a messenger RNA of Trichomonas vaginalis G3, 1938 nucleotides long. RefSeq names its product protein serine/threonine kinase protein. Gene Ontology annotation, molecular function: ATP binding; protein kinase activity; protein binding. Bases 1 to 1938 code for a protein of 645 amino acids. Lineage: Eukaryota; Parabasalia; Trichomonadida; Trichomonadidae. The record is from RefSeq and is a predicted model, not a curated record. The transcript has a single exon. Gene Ontology annotation, biological process: protein phosphorylation.